UCAAGAAGAGGAUUGCAAGUCACUUUUUUGUUUCUUGGUUUAUUAUUCUCACUAUCAUAGUAAAUUUAACUUAAAAUAAAACAAAAAGGGUGUGUGUUUAAAUAAAAUUUCUAUUAUAGUUGGUUUCUAUUUUCCUGAAAAAAUGUCGAUGAACGAUGAUCUUACUAGUCUUGAUGCCGGAGGCAAAAUAGUAAAAAUGGAGGUGGACUAUAGCACCACCUGUGAUGAAAAGAUCCCUCUGUGGAAAUCAUGGGCCUCCAAAGGCAAGGUUCAAGAAGCCAUCGACCAGCUGCUGGCGCUGGAGAAGCAGACACGAACAGGUGCUGACAUGGCUUCAACUGCUAGGAUUUUAGUUGCAAUAGUGCAAAUUUGUUUUGAGGCUAAGAACUGGACUGCACUGAAUGAUCAGAUUGUGCUUUUGUCUAAGAGAAGAUCCCAACUUAAACAGGCUGUUGUCAAAAUGGUCCAAGAAUGCUACACUUAUGUCGACAAAACGCCAGACAUGAAAACUAAAAUCAAACUCAUAGAGACUCUGAGAUCCAUCACCGAGGGCAAGAUCUAUGUUGAAGUGGAAAGGGCCAGGCUCACACACAUUUUGGCUAAGAUCUGGGAAGACGAGGGCAAUGUGGUAGAGGCAGCCAAAAUUAUUCAGGAACUUCAGGUGGAAACUUAUGGCUCCAUGGAUAAGCGUGAGAAGGUAGAACUUAUAUUGGAACAGAUGAGGCUGUGCCUUGCUAUCAAGGAUUACGUCAGGACACAAAUUAUCUCAAAGAAGAUCAACACAAAGUUCUUUGAGGAAGAAAAUACUCAGGAGUUGAAGGAGAAGUUCUAUCGCCUGAUGAUCGCCGUAGACCAGCACAACGGAGCAUAUCUAUCCGUGUGCCGGCAUUUCCGAGCGCUGGGCGCAGCGGGCGGCGCGGACGCGCUCAUAGGCAGCGUGGUGUUCCUCGUGCUGGCGCCGUAUGACAACGAGCAGGCCGAUCUCACGCAUCGUGUCAACGAGGACAAGGAUCUUGAUAAGCUGCCUGAUUACAAACAACUUCUGGGCCUGUUCAUCAACCCUGAGAUCAUCAAGUGGAACAGCCUCUGCCAGCACUACGAGAAGGCGCUGCGAGCGACGCCCUACUUCGACUCGACCGACGAGAAGGGACAGGAACGAUGGAACGACCUGAAGAACAGGGUGGUAGAACAUAACAUUCGCAUCAUGUCGAUGUACUAUACGCGCAUCUCCAUGAAACGCAUGAGCGAACUGCUAGGCCUCACCGAGACCGAGACGGAAGAAGCGCUCAGCCAACUGGUUGUCACCGCCGUCGUCAAGGCCAAGAUCGACCGUCCUGCCGGCGUCGUCCAUUUCAGUUUGAACAUGAACGCAUCAGACCGGCUCAAUGAGUGGUCGAACAACCUCAACACGCUCAUGCAGCUCGUCAACAAGACCACGCACCUCAUCAACAAGGAGGAGUGCGUGCACAAACACCUGCUCGCCACGGCUGCCGAGUAACUUACGAGUACCUAAUUAUGUGAAAUGAACAAUAAUUCUCUCUUUAAUAAAGUAUCAGUUUCAUAAUUCUCGAAUUUUAAGGCAUGCCUCCCCACAGCUUCGAUCAGCGAGAAGCUAGUAGUUUUUCUUUGAGGGCUAGAAAGGAUGGUAUGUCGAAAUGUGCAUCUCUUAUUCAAACAGGAUUUAAAUCAAAAGUACGUUUCUUGAACGAAAGAAUAGUCUAUUUGCUAAUCGCUUGUCCGCCACUGCCCGGAUAGCUGCAAGUUAUUCUACCUUUUAACCCCCGACACAGAGGGGUUUUAUAGGUUUGACGCCGUUGUCUAUCUGUGGCAUCGUAGCUUUCAAACGGAUUGAUUAAUUUCGAUGCGGUUUCCUUGCGGUUAUGCUUAGCUAUGUUUAAUACAGAUCGAUCCAGCAGUUUCAAGAGUAUCAGUUCUUUUCCAAAAUGGUGUUAUAAUAAUAUUGCAAAAUGCGGAGAGGGUUUUAAAAAUUCUUAAUUUAAUAUUUAUGGAUGAAAACAGAUGUAUUAAAUACAUGGCGCUUGCAUGAAACCGAACAGCCUUAUAAAACGGUCUCUUCUUCCUCGCGUUGUCCCGGCAUUUUGCCACGGCUCAUUGGAGCCUGGGGUCCGCUUGGCACUUAUCCCUAGAGUUGGCGUAGGCACUAGUAUUUACGAAAGCGACUGCUAUCUGACCUUUCAACCCAGAGGGUAAACUAGGCAUUAU
Messenger RNA from Cydia pomonella (codling moth), 2223 nucleotides. RefSeq names its product 26S proteasome non-ATPase regulatory subunit 12 (gene Rpn5). Lineage: Eukaryota; Metazoa; Arthropoda; Insecta; Lepidoptera; Tortricidae. Gene Ontology annotation, cellular component: cytoplasm; nuclear proteasome complex; proteasome regulatory particle, lid subcomplex. The transcript is spliced from 10 exons. The record is from RefSeq and is a predicted model, not a curated record. Bases 143 to 1498 code for a protein of 451 amino acids.